AAUAAGUUCAUCCACAAAAAUUUCCUUGCUACUAAAUAUUCCACGGUCAACUGUUAGUGGUAUUGUAACAAAGUGAAAGCAACUGGGAAAAACAGCAACUCAGCCACCAAGUGGUAGGCAACGUAAAAUGAUAGAGCAAGGUCAGCGCAUGCUGAAGCGCACAGUGCGCAGAAGUCGCCAACUAUCUGCAGAGUCAAUAGCUAAUGACCUCCAAACUUCAUGUGGCCUUAAGAGAGCUUCAUGGAAUGAGUUUCCAUGGCCAAGCAGCUGGAGUGACACUUUUCUGUCUGCCAAUCUGAUGGACGUGUCUGGAUUUGGCGGUUGCCAGAAC
This is a messenger RNA of Staurois parvus, 331 nucleotides long. The record is from the annotation of a GenBank genome assembly. Lineage: Eukaryota; Metazoa; Chordata; Amphibia; Anura; Ranidae.